Oncorhynchus keta (chum salmon) is the source of this 423-nucleotide messenger RNA. RefSeq names its product plexin-A4-like. The record is from RefSeq and is a predicted model, not a curated record. The annotation marks the transcript as partial. NCBI's taxonomy places the organism in Eukaryota, Metazoa, Chordata, Actinopteri, Salmoniformes, Salmonidae. Gene Ontology annotation, biological process: semaphorin-plexin signaling pathway involved in axon guidance; regulation of cell migration; positive regulation of axonogenesis. The transcript has 3 exons. Gene Ontology annotation, molecular function: semaphorin receptor activity; protein binding. Gene Ontology annotation, cellular component: semaphorin receptor complex.
ACACACACACCACCCCCUACAGCUGCCUAAACAUGUCCUCCUUUCUCUCCUUCUCUCCGCUUCCAGAUCAGGGUGGACGGGCCUUCCCACGGUGCAUUGCAGUAUGAGGUGAUCCAGGCAGUGGAGCGAGGGCCAAUCCAACGGGACAUGGCCUUCUCCCCCGACCACCACUUCCUAUAUGCCAUGUCAGAGACACAGAUGACGAGGGUACCAGUGGAAGCCUGUGGCCAGUACUCCACCUGCAGCGAGUGUCUGGGCUCAGGAGACCCUCACUGUGGCUGGUGUGUCCUGCACAACAUGUGCACCAGGAAGGAGAACUGCGAGCGCUCGGCCGAGCCCCGGAGGUUCGCCUGGGACAUCAAGCAGUGCGUCCGCCUCAGCGUCCACCCCAGCAACAUCUCUGUGUCCCAGUUCAGCGUCACG